Molecule: messenger RNA, 2678 nt
Organism: Brienomyrus brachyistius
Lineage: Eukaryota; Metazoa; Chordata; Actinopteri; Osteoglossiformes; Mormyridae
Product: PHD finger protein 21A-like
Exons: 19
Coding region: 345-2528 (727 amino acids)
Biological process (GO): negative regulation of transcription by RNA polymerase II
Cellular component (GO): histone deacetylase complex
Molecular function (GO): chromatin binding
Source: RefSeq, a predicted model, not a curated record
GCGCAUUGAUAACUAAGGUGCUCAGGCCGGGGGUGAAUGAGAUUGAAGAAGAGUUCUUGUUUUGUAUCUCAGUUUCUCUCUUUUUAGACAAAUUAAAUAAAAAAAAAUAAAUUGAAACGAAAACUCUGAUCAUAUUCAUUGGGGGGUUAUUUAGACGUCGGCGUAAUAAUUUUAUAUUUGGGAAAGGAUUAGGUACAGAGAUACGGGGGUGUUUGUAAAUAAUUAUUUAAAUAAUUUGUGAGGAGAGGAGGGUUGACUGCUGCUCAAGUGAGUAAAAGAGAGGAGGGAGUUGGAGAGCAGAGGACCAUUUCCCCGCCAGGUGCUGUAUCCCUGAGGCAACUUGGAUGGUGUUCAAAACUGGAGAGGGUGUGAAGGCUGAAAGCUCACCCGGACUGACGUGCAGACAGAAGGGACUGAUGAUGGAAUUACAAACGCUACAGGACGCCCUGAAAGUGGAAAUACAGAUCCAUCAGAAACUAGUUGCCCAGAUGAAGCAGGAUCCACAGAACGCCGAUUUGAAGAAGCAGCUUCAUGAACUUCAAGCUAAGAUCACAGCACUGAGCGAAAAGCAGAAAAAGGUGGUGGAGCAGCUGAGGAAAGACCUCCUGAAGCAGGAGCAGCCAGCGGCGGUGGGCGGCAAGCAUGUGCUGCAGCUGGACGGCAAGGUGUCGGCGCUUCCGGUGAGCCAGGCCCCGCUGUCCCUGCCGGCAGCCAACCUCAGUGCUCAGCAGAAAACUUUGACGGUUACCCCUGUCAUUGCCACGAAGACUCUACCUCUGGUGCUGAAAGCUGCUGCCCCAGCAAGCCCUGCUUCCAUUGUGACACAACGGCCCACAGUUGCCAUGGUCUCUGCCAUCAGCAGCAUCUCAAGUGCAGUGAAUUCCGAGGCACAGAAUGCGCCCGUCAACCUUCAGACACCCAACAAGCUGACCAAUCAGAGUGCAGAGGGUGUGCGGCUAGUUUCCAAGAAUGCUGUUGUAGUACAGGCCACCUCCACCGCCCAGCCUAUCAAAGUUCCUCAGUUUAUCCCUCCUCCCCGACUGACGCCUCGACCCAACUGUCAGCCGCAGGUCCGGCCUAAGCCAGUCGCCCCGAACAAUGUGCCCAUUGCUCCGGCUCCACCCCCGAUGGUGGCAGCGCCCCCUCUGCUGCAGCGGCCAGUCAUGUUGACCACCAAGGUGGCGGCCGCCGCGGGUCCCAUCCACCAGGUGCGCAUCGUCAACGGGCAGCCGUGCGGUGCCAUCGCCAAGACACUGCCCGCCGGCCAGCUGACCAGCAUCGUGCUCACCACUCCGACCGCCGCCCACCUGCCAGCUCCCCUGGUCGCGCAGCCAAGUGGCCCCUGCGGCGAUGCCAAGACUGUUAAUUCUCAGGGUGGGACAGAGCAGAAAACAUCGGCGGCUUCUUCGUCUCCCGCUCCCACCCCACCACCCACAGUCAAACCCAAGCGCGAGGAGAACCCCGAGAAAUUGGCCUUCAUGGACGCUCUAGGCCUUGUGACACACGAUCAUCUAGAAGAGAUUCAAAGCCGAAGACAGGAACGCAAACGCAGAACGACAGCGAAUCCCGUGUACAGCGGAGCCGUCUUUGAGCCAGAGCGGAAGAAAAGUGCAGUAACAUACCUGAAUACACCCCUGCAUCAAGGCCCCAGGAAGAGAGGUCGUCCUCCCAAAUACAGCAGUGUCGCAGAGUUGGGCUGCCCCACCCCGAGCUCCCCCUCCAGCAGCCAGGGUGCCUCCCCGGCCUCCGACAAGGCCAAGAUGGGGGGCUCUCACUUCCCUAUCAACCCCCAAACUCUCCCCUUGCUAAGCCCCAGCCCCAGCCCCAGCCCCGGGGAUGGAGACAUCCAUGAGGAUUUCUGCACUGUGUGCAGGCGCAGUGGCCAGUUGCUCAUGUGUGACACGUGCUCUCGUGUUUACCACCUGGACUGCCUGGAGCCGCCCUUGAAAACCAUUCCCAGAGGCAUGUGGAUCUGUCCUAAAUGCCAAGACCAGAUACUAAAGAAAGAAGAAGCAAUUCCCUGGCCAGGAACCUUGGCUAUUGUUCAUUCCUACAUUGCAUAUAAGGAAGCGAAGGAGGAAGAGAAGCAGAAGCUGUUGAAGUGGAGUUCAGAGCUGAAGGAGGAGAGGGAGCAGCUGGAACAGCGGGUCAAACAGCUGAGCAGCUCGAUCACGAAGUGCAUGGAGACAAAGAACACCAUCCUGGCCCAGCAGAAGGAGAUGCAGGCAUCGCUGGAGAAAGUGAAAGCCCUGGUGCGCCUCAUCCAGGGCACCAGUCUGAGCCCGGGCCCUGAGAGCGCAGAGCCGUCGGGGAUGGUGAACGGCAAGGCGGGAUGCGUCGGCGAUGGGGCGGACGAGUGCGGUGGCGCCCUGGACGGCGCAGAGCGGGCAAACGAGAAGGUGGAGGAGGAGGAGGUGGUGGAAGGAGAUCAUGAAAAGAACGUCCGGAACGAGAACAACGACAAAACCUCAGAAGCCAGUCAGUCUCCUGUGCCACGACCCAACAGCCAUUCAGAUGAUGCGAAAUAGCGCACGUCUUGUGGGACCAAAGAGAGGAAAAGCCCCUGAAGAGAGAGAGAGCUCCCACUCGCCCAGAAGGUGCCGCCAGUUGCCAAUCAAGAUAUAUAUAGAUAUAUAUAUAUAUAUAUAUAUAUAAAUAUAUAAUACAAUAUAUAUUUA